Hylaeus anthracinus is the source of this 650-nucleotide messenger RNA. RefSeq names its product DNA-directed RNA polymerase II subunit RPB11 (gene Rpb11). Gene Ontology annotation, cellular component: RNA polymerase II, core complex. The coding region runs from base 136 to 489 and encodes 117 amino acids. Lineage: Eukaryota; Metazoa; Arthropoda; Insecta; Hymenoptera; Colletidae. Gene Ontology annotation, biological process: transcription by RNA polymerase II. The record is from RefSeq and is a predicted model, not a curated record. The transcript has 4 exons. Gene Ontology annotation, molecular function: protein dimerization activity; DNA binding.
GCGGCAAUACUGUAUUUUUGUCCAUAAAUUGAAAGAUUGCGUUGUUAUUGAUAAGUGGUAACAGUAGGAGUUAUUUUCUAAUUACUAAUUUAGUAAUCACUUCAUCCAGUUGCGGUAUAACAAUUCAACAACAAGAUGAACGCACCUCCAACCUUCGAAUCAUUUCUUCUUUACGAAGGAGAGAAAAAGAUAAUCAAAGAACAAGAUACUAAAGUUCCCAAUGCGGCUAUCUUUACAGUUAACAAGGAAGAUCACACUCUUGGGAACAUGAUUCGCAACCAACUAUUAAAGGAUCCGCAGGUUCUAUUCGCCGGAUACAAAGUUCCACAUCCGCUAGAACACAAAUUUGUGAUUAGAAUCCAGACAACAUCAGACUACACACCUCAUGAGGCUUUUAUGCAUGCAAUUACAGAUCUUAUAGCGGAACUUUCGUUAUUCGAAGAACGUUUCAAGGAGGCAAUCAAGGAGAAAAAAGAAGGCUUAGAUUAAGUCAGUUUCCCCAAUUAUCUGUGGACUUUAAGCGAUUAUGUAAAUAAAUUAUCCUUUUGUAGAAUUUUUGUAUUACACAAGUGACCUGAUAUAUUAUUUUAUUAUGCGAAAAUAAUUGAUACAUAUAUAUGCGAAUAAGUAAAUAAACAUUGUUUAAAGAA